GAGAUGGAACCUAUUCUUCAUCACGUUAAUCAAGCACAUCUUAAAAAUGACAUCCGCUAAGGAUAGACAAUUUUAUUCUUUGCCAAAAAGAGAAGAAAAUGACGAAAUCCAACAACAAUGUGAUAAAGAAUCGCUUUUACCUUAUAUUUUCCGUAAUAUCAUAGGAGGUGACAAGGUCUUUAGUGGUCCAUUUGGUCUGAGGAAAGCAUUAUACCUUGAUUACACAGCAUCUGGAAGGUCUUUAAACUUUAUAGAAGAUUAUAUACGGAAUGAAGUUUUACCAGAGUAUGGAAAUACCCAUACUACAACAAAUGUUUCUUCAUUGCAGACUACCCUAUAUAGACAUGAGGCCAGGGAUAUAAUCCGAAAUGCAGUACAUGCCAGCGAACACGAUGCUGUGAUAUUUGUAGGCAGUGGUUCAACAGCAGCUAUACAUAAACUUAUACAUGGUCUCCAUCUAGAUCAUAAACCUGUUGUAUUGGUUGGACCAUAUGAACACCAUUCUAACUUGCUGCCAUGGAAAGAAAUUGGUGCAAAGAUUUUACAAGUGAAAGCAGAUAAAACAGGUCUUGUUGAUGUCAAUCAUCUAAUAUUAUUACUGGAGAAAUGGAAGGUAACAGGACGUCAAAUGAUUGGUUGUUUUAGUGCCGCGUCAAAUAUCACCGGAAUUUUAUCUGAUGUGAAUGCCAUUACUGUUACUUUACAUAAACACGGAGCUCUUGUAUUCUGGGAUUAUGCUACUGCUGCACCUUAUGUUAAUAUUGAUAUGAACCCAGUGGCAGUGAGUGAAGACCAGCCAUACAUGUACAAGGAUGCUGUCUUUAUUUCCUGUCAUAAGUUUGUUGGUGGAGUACAAACACCAGGUGUAUUGAUAGCUAAGAAGAAGUUGUUCCGGAACACUGUACCUGACGGUUGCGGUGGUGGAUCUGUGUUCUUUGUAAGAAGAGAACAGCAUCGUUACCUACAAGAACCGGAGUUGAAGGAGGAAGGGGGCACACCCGCCAUUGUACAAUCUAUACGAGCAGGGCUUGUAUUCCAGCUGAAGCAGUCUGUAACACCUGCAGUUAUACUGCAGAGAGAGGAAUACAUGCUGAGGAAAGCGAGAGAAGUAUGGAAAGACCAUCCGACUUUGAUAAAUCUAGGGAACAUGGAUGCACCACGUCUUCCUAUUUUCUCAUUUAUGGUGUACCAUAAACAAUCUGGCAGGUUCCUACAUCAUAAUUAUGUCAGUACAUUGCUCAAUGAUUUGUUUGGGAUCCAGGCUAGAGGAGGAUGUGCAUGUGCUGGUCCAUACGCAAUGGACUUGUUAGGAAUGGAGGAAGAGGUUAGUGAGAGAUUUGAGCAUCUACUGGCUGAAGACAGUCGACUGGAUAGAACACAUUUAAGAAGGUACAGGGAAUAUUCACAGAGGGAAAUUCUUAGGCCAGGAUUUACAAGGAUAAAUCUUCCAUAUUUUCUGGAUGAAGAAAGUUUAGAAUAUAGCCUUGAGGCUGUAAAACUGGUGGCAGAGGAAGGUUGGAAGCUUCUACCUCAGUAUAUGUUUAUUCCUGAAUAUGGUGAAUGGAGGCAAAGAGACUUUCAGGUAUUUAAGGAUAGGAAAUGGUUAGGUCAUAUAUCAUACAACAGUGGAGAAAUGAGCUAUAAAGUACCCCCACUUGUUAAUAAAGGACCACUGCCUGAUAAUUACAAGGACUGUCUUCAGAAAGCAAGAGAGCUAUUUUCACAGGCAGGAAAGGUAAAUUAUAAAGUAGUACUUAGAUACAGUUUCAGGUUGAAAUGUAACUUCUCAUGACUUUCUUCAUAUCAUGUAUGUUAUACUAUGAAAAAUAACACAUUUCUCUCAGGGUUAUGCCGGCUUGCCACGGCGACCUGGUAUUACGUUAGGAUUUUACUGAGAAACAACCUAAAACUCCGAAUCCAUCCAAAAAUUUAAUUGAAGCUUAGCUUCCAGCUUUCUACAAAAUUUAUCUAUCAGGGCUAGGAUCCAAAAUUAUUUAGCCAAUCAAAUUUGAUCUUAUAUAGCGUCAAAAAACCUUCAAUUUUCACGCCAUUUUUAAAAAGCAGCAAGUAUUGUUUUGAGCGCAAAGAUAUAAUGAUGAUUAAAAUGUUUGUUUUCAUGGAUUGUUUUCAGUAAAUCAUAUUUACACUGACUUUUGAUUUAGCGAUUUCACCAGUCCUGUUUACUCUGUAGUAAGUUUUCGUUUGGUUAAUUAACAUAAACGACAUCUGGUUCUGUGCAUUUUUUUCUUUUCCUUUUUUCCGGUCAUUUCAUCCUUUCCGGUAUUAAGUGCAUGUAUUUACUGGCCGGGAUCCGGGAUCGUAUAAGAUAAUAGAGGAAAAAACUAAUAAACUAUAUUUGUGUAAUGAAAGGCCAUUAAACGUUAAGUUUUUUUUAUUGUAUGUAAUGAAAGUUAAAUUGAUUUAACUUAGGAUACACAUAUUUAGAGCUAUUUAUUAACACAAUCUCAAUACUUAUAAUUAUAUGCCUAAUUAAUUGAAAAAAUCAAAGACUAUAUUCUUGAAUUGGUCAAAUUCCGGGAUCCCUAUAUGUUUUAAUACGAUCCCAGCUUUUCUGAAAACAAUAUUUUUGAACUG
Messenger RNA from Ruditapes philippinarum (Manila clam), 2595 nucleotides. RefSeq names its product probable cysteine desulfurase. Lineage: Eukaryota; Metazoa; Mollusca; Bivalvia; Venerida; Veneridae. The coding region runs from base 47 to 1792 and encodes 581 amino acids. The record is from RefSeq and is a predicted model, not a curated record. The transcript is spliced from 17 exons.